AUGGUGCUGCCGACAAAAGCAGCAGCAGAGAAUUCAGCAACUACGAAGCCAGCAUUCGAAUCACCAUCAAAAUUUGUCUCAUCAUCCUCGAAAAAUACUCAGUGCCCACUUACCGUACACGAAAGCGAACACAUUCUUAGUGGCAAACGCUUUUCUAUCACCACCACCACCACUACUACCAUCUUUCCUUCGGCUAUAACCGGGUUCGUAGGCAACGUUGAGUUAGCGAAUAAAAUGGAAGAUGCAUCGCCACCGCAGAAAAAGAGCACUACACUCUCCGUUGACCGGGCAGCGUUCUUGUUGUUGCGCGUUAAAAAAGCAUUCAAGAAGAAACGUCAACAACGCAAGGAGAAACAGACACAAGCAGCAAAUGCCGCCUUGAUAUCGCAAGCACGCUCUGGUCGGAAAGUUCCACCCCCUCUGCUGCGCUCACGCACCCUGCCAGCGAUUAUUGUGCCCGGCAUUCCGGUCGUCUCGCUUAAUACGGACCGGCAAUUUGACGAGCGCUCUAGCGGUCUCUUAGAUACCAAAUCUGGCAGUGGCACCAGCACCGGCGGUGGCGGCACCAAUCGCUGGUCCCUACUUACCCGCCAAGCACCAACUACACUUGCUUACACCACCAAUAACAACAACAAUAUGGUGAAUAUAAAAUCGUUGAAUUUGCCAAAAGAUGACAUGGGCGUCUAUCGUCGCAAAUCAUCGGGCAGCACUAUGAGCCACACAGGCACUAGCGCUAGCGUUAGCGGCACACCGAUCGUGGGAUCACAAGUAGCCGAUGCGGCUUUACUGAUGCCAACCUGCGAGGAUUUCGAGUACCAGGCAGCCGAUGGAUCACUGUUGCUAAGAAUACCAGCGCCGCAUGUUGUGGCCGCACGCGCGUAUCGCUUGGCGGCGAAGAAACGCAGUACUGGUAGUGCCAUCCACGAAAGCCAACACAAACAACACCAACAGCAAGUGAGCAGCAAUACUGUUAGUGGUGAGGCAACGGGCAGCGGCACAACCAACACAGCGUUGACACGUCGUUUGGCUAAAUUGUUACAUCAGCCGAGUAUGUCCGCCUCAAGGCUAACAACAGCUGCGUCACCGCAUGGCGAUAAUGGUGUUGGCUCAGAUGGUAGGGGCAGCUGCAUGGACGAAGCACCACGUCGACUUUCGUGGGAGAGGCGAAAGGACAGCAGCGCAUUACAACGUUCCGCCAGCAUUGAUUCCUUCGCCGAGAUUGUGUGGAGCGACACGCCGCGACCCUCACUCGACAUACCACGCUCCUCCGUGGUGCCAUUCAGCAAACGUCCAUCGGCCAGCAGUUUGUUCUCCAACUGCAGUGCCACAUCGCAAACAACCCAAUUGAAUAUCAAUUACGGUGCCGGUGGCGAUUUGUGCAGCAGCGGCAGCAGUGCGGGUAAUAGUCGACGCGAAAGCCUCUUAAGUCCAUCGUCAACGCGUCGCAAUAAGCUGACCAGAAUUAUAAACGCAAGCGCUCGUAUCGCCUCCGUCGUAGCACUGGGCGAGCACAUGUGGUAUGAGGCUAUUAGAAUUAGACUGAAUUUUGCUGUGAAAUGUAAAACGCGAAAACAACCGCAAGAGCGUUCAUUUUCUGCUGCAGUCGGCACACACCAAGUGAGUAAUUCCCGACGGUGGAUUGAUAGCGGUGCGACUUCUCACAUGUGCGGUGAUCGCAAUUUGUUCGAGGCGUUCGAGGAACAGUCUGAAAGAAUAGCAUUAGCUUGCGACAAUUAUGUCAAUGCGCGCCAGAUCGGAGCGAGUGCGAAAAAAGACGUUAGAGCGCACACACGAUCCACAACAACACACAAGACAUAUCCACAACAAACACAUCGAUUUAACAUUGACGCUGCCGGUGGUGUUGAUGUUGGCGUAAGCGUUGCCGCUACUGCUGGUGGCAAUGCCGACAAAUGCGCGGCGGCCGGUGAUGAGAGUGUCUGGCUAGUAGAGACGUCGAGCAACUACUAUAAGAAAACCAAAAGCUAG
This is a messenger RNA of Anastrepha obliqua, 1986 nucleotides long. RefSeq lists its product as uncharacterized. NCBI's taxonomy places the organism in Eukaryota, Metazoa, Arthropoda, Insecta, Diptera, Tephritidae. The coding region runs from base 1 to 1986 and encodes 661 amino acids. The transcript is spliced from 11 exons. The record is from RefSeq and is a predicted model, not a curated record.